This is a messenger RNA of Apaloderma vittatum (bar-tailed trogon), 2319 nucleotides long. It is a transcript of the gene CMIP, whose product is annotated as c-Maf inducing protein. The coding region runs from base 8 to 2035 and encodes 675 amino acids. The transcript has 20 exons. The record is from RefSeq and is a predicted model, not a curated record. Lineage: Eukaryota; Metazoa; Chordata; Aves; Trogoniformes; Trogonidae. Gene Ontology annotation, cellular component: nucleoplasm; cytosol.
UGGGUACAUGGAAAACUCCAUUUCCUACAGUGCUAUUGAAGAUGUUCAACUGCUCUCCUGGGAGAAUGCCCCAAAGUACUGUUUACAGCUCACUAUCCCGGGGGGUACUGUCUUAUUGCAGGCUGCAAACAGUUACCUGAGGGAUCAGUGGUUCCAUUCUUUGCAGUGGAAGAAAAAGAUUUACAAGUACAAGAAGGUGCUCAGUAACCCCGGUCGUUGGGAGGUGGUGUUGAAGGAGAUCAGGACACUGGUGGACAUGGCGCUGACGUCGCCGCUUCAGGAUGACUCCAUUCACCAAGCACCACUGGAGAUUGUCUCAAAACUGCUCUCAGAGAACAACAACUUGACCACUCAAGACCACGAGAGCAUUAUUGUGGCAAUUGCACCUUUGCUGGAAAACAACCACCCUCCUCCUGACCUCUGUGAAUUCUUCUGCAAGCACUGCCGAGAGCGCCCCCGGUCCAUGGUUGUGAUAGAAGUGUUCACACCGGUGGUACAGAGGAUUCUCAAACACAACAUGGAUUUUGGGAAGUGCCCUCGGUUGCGGCUGUUUACUCAGGAGUAUAUUCUGGCUUUGAAUGAGCUGAAUGCUGGAAUGGAGGUGGUGAAGAAGUUUAUUCAUAGCAUGCAUGGUCCAACUGGACAAUGCCCCCAUCCCAGGGUCCUGCCAAAUCUUGUAGCUGUCUGCUUAGCAGCCAUUUAUUCAUGUUACGAGGAAUUUAUCAACAGUCGAGACAAUUCGCCAAGUCUGAAGGAAAUUCGGAAUGGCUGCCAGCAGCAGUGUGACCGAAAGCCUAAUCUGCCCCUCCGCCUUCUUCAUACAAGUCCUGACCUGGUCUCUCAAGAGGCCACCUUGACUGAAUCCCGUCUCAAACCAGUUAUUGUCACUUCAAACGAGAUCCACGUGGAAGUAGAGCGCAACAACACAGCUAAUCAGAAGAUGACAGCAAACGUUGGCAAUGACAGCGAGCCCAACUUGAUUGACUGCUUGAUGGUCAGUCCUACGUGCAGCACCAUGAGCAUUGAGCUGAGUGCCCAGGCAGACAGGAUUCUUGGCUGUUACGUUGAAAUACUCAAGAUGCUGUCAGACUACGAUGACUGGAGACCAGCCCUGGCCAGCUUGCUUCAACCUAUCCCGUUUCCCAAGGAGGCUCUUGCACAUGAGAAAUUCACAAAGGAGCUGAAAUAUGUAAUUCAGAGAUUUGCAGAAGACCCGAGGCAAGAAGUCCACUCCUGUUUGCUGAGUGUGCGGGCUGGCAAAGACGGCUGGUUCCAGCUCUACAGCCCUGGAGGAGUGGCAUGUGAUGAUGAUGGAGAGCUGUUUGCCAGUAUGGUACGUGUCUGCAGUGAUGUUCAUAUUUUAAUGGGAUCCUGCUAUAAAACAAAGAAGUUCCUGCUUUCACUGGCUGAAAAUAAACUAGGACCUUGCAUGCUACUGGCUUUGAGGGGUAACCAGACGAUGGUAGAGAUUUUGUGUUUGAUGCUGGAAUACAACAUCAUCGAUAAUAACGACACCCAGCUCCAGAUCAUCUCUACCCUGGAAAGCACAGACGUGGGAAAGAGAAUGUAUGAACAGCUGUGUGACAGGCAGAGGGAGUUAAAAGAGUUGCAAAGAAAAGGUGGUCCCACAAGGUUAACACUGCCAUCCAAGUCCACAGAUGCAGACCUGGCCCGCUUGCUAAGCUCAGGAUCUUUUGGAAAUUUGGAAAACCUCAGCCUGGCCUUUACCAAUGUGACAAGUGCUUGUGCUGAGCACCUCAUUAAACUGCCUUCACUCAAGCAGCUGAACCUGUGGUCAACUCAGUUUGGAGAUGCAGGAUUGCGGCUUCUGUCCGAACACCUCACGAUGCUGCAAGUGCUCAACCUGUGCGAGACUCCUGUCACGGACGCUGGGCUGCUGGCACUAAGCUCCAUGAAGAGCCUGUGUAGUUUAAAUAUGAACAGCACCAAACUUUCAGCAGAUACCUACGAAGAUCUCAAGGCUAAGCUACCCAAUCUGAAAGAAGUGGACGUCCGCUACACCGAAGCGUGGUGAACUCUCCCUGCGUCCGACUCUUCUCUUUUGCUUCUCAUGAGAAGGAGAAGGUUUUUAAAACAAACAGAGAAAAAACAAAAACCAGAAAAUAACUUUUGGCUAAUACCUGUAGAGCAGUGAGUCCUGGGACUUGGUGGUAGGAGUCGUGGUUGUGGGGUAGAGCAGUGGCGUUGUGUGUGUCCGGGGCAAACGGGGCGAGCCUGGACCCGGCUGGAGCCGAAUUCUUUCAGCUUUGUGAUUUUGGAAUCAAUUGAAAAUGAAAAGGAAAAAACCAAACAAACAAA